CAGUCGCAGGCAGGGAUGUGUGUACUGCAUGGAAAUGCCGGGGCUGAGACGCGGGGCACGUUCUGUCUGGCGGGGCGCGCUGUCACACUGGCCAAGUCCCUGAGAGUGAGCAGCCUAUCUGGCUCGCUGCCUCUCCGCUCACUCGCAAGCCGAACGGCCGCCACACGUCUGGCGCUGUGACUUUGACGCCAGUACUGCGGUUGGUGUUUACACACGUGUGUGUGUGUGUGAGAAAGAGAGAAGACAUUUAUUAUCGGCUCUGAUGAAGACAGACCAUCUCGGGCUGGGACUAGACUCCCUGUGAGUGGCGCAGGAGAAGGUGACACUCGCCCAGGGGCAGAGAGAGGGACAGCCAGCCGGCAGCCGCUUGAACAGGUGUUUGGAGAGGAGGGAGCGGCGCAGAGUUGUCUCCGACUUGCCCGACACGACCCGGCGAUGGCUCCUUGUCGGUCCAACGCUGUUGAAUGGCAGCAAGUCGGCGCCGCUUGCCAGUGAGCGCAACCUCCCGCUACACACUGAUGCCGGUUUCAUUGGCGAGGACAUGGUGACCGGAGGCUUGGAGAUUGAUUCGCAGACCACAGUCGCUCUCCGCUCGCCGCUCGCCCGAGUUUGAAACUGUGCCCCGUCCGCCCGCUGACCGGUGACCAUGGCUGCAGCUAUCGCCAGCUCCCUGAUCCGGCAGAGGCGGCUAGCCAGGGAGCGCAAGGACCGCGGCUUGCCCACCCGGAGGAUCAGCAGCCCGAGUGAAAGCAAAACCAUCUGCGAGAAGCACUGGUUCGCCGUCUUUUCCAAAGUCAGGAUCUUCGGCUUGAAGAAGCGACGCCGGAGGCGCCCAGAGCCUCAGCUCAAAGGCAUCAUAACAAAAUUGUACAACCGACAAGGCUACCACUUGCAGCUGCAACCCGACGGCGUCAUCGAUGGAACGAAGGAGGAAGGCAGUAGUUACACUUUGUUCAACCUCAUACCAGUGGGCCUUCGGGUUGUUGCCAUCCAAGGGGUGAAAACAGGUCUCUAUUUGGCAAUGAACAAUGAGGGGUACCUGUACACAUCUGAACACUUCACCCCCGAAUGCAGGUUCAAAGAGUCAGUGUUUGAAAACUACUAUGUGACCUACUCGUCUAUGUUGUACCGACAGCAGCAAUCUGGCAGAGGCUGGUAUCUGGGUCUCAACAAGGAUGGUGAGAUCAUGAAGGGCAAUCACGUGAAGAAAAACAAACCAGCCGCCCACUUCCUCCCCAAACCGCUAGAAGUCGCCCUCUACAGAGAGCCGUCGCUCCACGAGUUGGCCGAAGUGCUGUCCCGCUCUGGCACCCCCACCAAAAGCAGAAGUGCCUCGGCCAUGCUAAACGGGGGCAAGGCGGUGAGUCAGACUGAAUCGACGUAGCCAGGUGGAAGGGCCGCCAGUCCAGGCACGUCGCCAGUGGAUGCUGUCAAUCUAUUACUAGCAGACACUCUCUUUCUGUUGUAAAAUGAUUCAGGAAACCAGCCGCAGGGUUGGGUAGAGUCGCUCUCCUGUCAGCCUUUUAGGUCUUCUGGUUUUUCUGAGGGUGGAUAAAUCCCAAUAAUUUUAGCUGAGAAAGCGCUUGUGCAAGUCUCCAGGCACCUGGAUAGCCAAUGGAACCUCAUUUUGGGAAAGUGGCAGCGCAGAAGAAAUGCCCCAAUUGUCCCGACGUCUGACGUUUCUCUGGCAAAAGAAUCAUUGAAAGUAUCACACCUUGUUCGCCAGCUGAAAGCAAGUUAUACCUCAGCGUCGAACACACACACAAAGCCCAGAUAACAUUGGCUCUCACCAGAGGAUUGUAGUUCCCUUUGGGUUUUACUAAAGAAAUGAACACAAAAACUAAUUGCAUCACAUUCUUGGCUCAAUGCUGUUCAACCCCUCCUGGUACACUUGCAUCUAGUUUCUUUACUUCAUGGGUAGUGUUUUGCUAACCGCAGUUCUAUAGUUUUUUUUAUACUCCAACAAACGGAUAGAAUCGCUUUCAAAAACUAUUCAGGGUUGCUAACUCGAAAACAGGCAGACAGGAAUUAAGCCGCAUCUCGGGCUAAUUCUCCUGUGGUUCAAAGUGUGACAAAGCAAUCUUGAGGAAAGGGUUUAUAGAUUUGUAGUAACAAUAAUAUAUUAGUGCAACGCCUAGAAUAUGGAAAUCUAUUGGUUAGCAAAUUGCAAAUUGCACCCUUGUGACUUGUUCUCUCCUCGUGAUUUGCACUUUGACCUUUAUUGUGGUGACUUUUAUUCUUAAAGAAACUGUAGAGUUUUGGGUGACUUCAUUUUUAUAACAAAGAAGAAAGUCUUAUUUGUAUCACACUACCAGACAUUCUUUUAUUGCGCUGGGCAUGGUGGGAAUUGUUGUAAAUGAAGUUUCCUUUGGGGAGUUUACCCUAAACUCAUCCCCGUACAUGCUGCACCGAGGUUGUUGUUAUUCAGUCGAUUAGUUUAGACUUUAUUUUAAUUUAUUUGUUGCAUGGGAGAAAGCUGGUAAUAAUGGAAUAGAGCUGCAUGACUUAGGAUUUGUGUGUUAAACAUGUUGGAUAAUCUGUUCCGAGCAUUUCAUGGGUUAUAAUUACAAGCAGUUUUUGCAUCUUCUCAACUGUUGACUUGUUUAUUAUUUGUUGUAUACACCAACAGAUGCACUGAAUAAAACAUUUAUACAAAGAUAAAA
This is a messenger RNA of Amblyraja radiata (thorny skate), 2663 nucleotides long. It is a transcript of the gene fgf13a, whose product is annotated as fibroblast growth factor 13a. The transcript is spliced from 5 exons. The record is from RefSeq and is a predicted model, not a curated record. Gene Ontology annotation, molecular function: growth factor activity. The coding region runs from base 647 to 1384 and encodes 245 amino acids. Lineage: Eukaryota; Metazoa; Chordata; Chondrichthyes; Rajiformes; Rajidae.